UUCCAGUUAAAAUGAAAAGGCUCCUCGAAGAACAAAAAUAUCCAGUUCUGGGGUCGACAAGUAGUUAUGCCAAGCACAUAGCACUAGAACACUCACACCAGCUCAACUCGACAGUUGAAUUAUUAGUAUGGUACGAAGAAGAUGAGCAUUUGAAUCCCUAAACCCUAAAAAUAUUUUAUUAGAAAAACAAAACAAAUUAAAAGUGAAUGAAUGGCGUCGUCGUCUCUGCUUUGGCUCUGCUCUUCCAAUGCUCUAAUCUCCCCCGCUACUCUCCUUAAGGCUCACCCUCGCUUCCCUAUCCGGCAACGCUUCAGGUGUAGCUUGGUGGAGCCCUUGAAGUUCGAAAAUGGAAAGCCUCACUUUCCUCUCCUCACCUCUGGUCCUGCGUUUCCAACCUUCUUGUCCCCUAAUUCCCAUUUCCAAAACGAUAUCAACAAACACGACACUAGGCUCCGUAUAUUUUCUGGCACUGCUAAUCCUGCUCUUGCUCAGGAAAUCGCAUGCUAUAUGGGUCUGGAGCUUGGGAAAAUCAAGAUAAAGCGUUUUGCUGAUGGUGAGAUUUAUGUUCAGUUGCAAGAGAGUGUGAGAGGGUGCGACGUGUUCCUUGUGCAACCCACUUGUCCCCCUGCCAAUGAGAAUCUUAUGGAGCUUCUCAUUAUGAUCGAUGCUUGUCGAAGGGCUUCUGCUAAGAACAUUACUGCCGUCAUUCCCUAUUUUGGCUAUGCCAGGGCUGACAGAAAGACUCAGGGGCGUGAAUCUAUUGCUGCUAAACUUGUAGCAAAUUUGAUUACUGAAGCAGGUGCAAAUCGUGUUCUUGCUUGUGAUCUUCAUUCAGGGCAAUCCAUGGGUUACUUUGAUAUCCCAGUAGAUCAUGUUUAUGGGCAGCCUGUGAUUCUUGAUUAUCUUGCCAGCAAGACAAUAUGUUCUGAUGAUUUGGUGGUAGUCUCGCCAGAUGUUGGUGGUGUUGCUAGAGCACGUGCUUUUGCAAAAAAAUUAUCUGAUGCACCUCUUGCUAUCGUUGAUAAAAGGCGUCAUGGGCAUAAUGUUGCAGAGGUCAUGAAUUUGAUAGGUGAUGUGAAAGGAAAGGUUGCAGUUAUGGUGGAUGACAUGAUUGACACUGCUGGAACAAUCGCAAAAGGUGCAGCUCUUUUGCAUCAAGAGGGGGCUCGGGAAGUGUAUGCGUGUAGUACACAUGCUGUUUUUAGUCCUCCUGCAAUAGAAAGAUUGUCAAGUGGUCUUUUCCAAGAGGUAAUCAUAACAAACACCAUCCCAGUGUCAGAGCAAAACUAUUUUCCUCAGUUGACUGUCCUCUCUGUGGCAAACCUUCUGGGAGAGACCAUAUGGCGUGUUCAUGAUGAUUGCUCUGGAGGGUUUGAACCCUAUGCAACCUUGGGCAUUGAUUGAUUUCUCCACAUGCUAUGAGAAUUUUGUUAUGGAACUGCAAAUCAUUAUCUAUGCUACAUUGGGUAGUUAGGUGGUCUUCUUUUAUUCACAAAAGUUUGUUGAAUGAAUGUAAUGCAACAAUUGAAUGCUAUUAUUUUUUUCUUCUCUUCUUUGGGUUAUAUGUAUUCUGUGUAUGGUUGUAUUUUUUUUCCAUCAAAUAUAUGGGUUAAAUAUGUAAGAGGUUCUUGCUUUUUUUAAAA
Messenger RNA from Gossypium raimondii (Peruvian cotton), 1643 nucleotides. Its product is annotated as ribose-phosphate pyrophosphokinase 1. Lineage: Eukaryota; Viridiplantae; Streptophyta; Magnoliopsida; Malvales; Malvaceae. Gene Ontology annotation, molecular function: magnesium ion binding; ribose phosphate diphosphokinase activity. The coding region runs from base 211 to 1404 and encodes 397 amino acids. Gene Ontology annotation, biological process: purine nucleotide biosynthetic process; ribonucleoside monophosphate biosynthetic process; 5-phosphoribose 1-diphosphate biosynthetic process. The transcript is spliced from 9 exons. Gene Ontology annotation, cellular component: ribose phosphate diphosphokinase complex; cytoplasm. The record is from RefSeq and is a predicted model, not a curated record.